Molecule: messenger RNA, 1799 nt
Organism: Epinephelus lanceolatus (giant grouper)
Lineage: Eukaryota; Metazoa; Chordata; Actinopteri; Perciformes; Serranidae
Gene: hdac12
Product: histone deacetylase 12
Biological process (GO): epigenetic regulation of gene expression
Molecular function (GO): histone deacetylase activity
Source: RefSeq, a predicted model, not a curated record
CAGUCCAACAUCCGUCAACAAACAGGACACUAUCAGCACGUUUACAUCGCGUUUCAUAACAACAACCUGCAUAACAACGCAACAUUUCCCAGUGUUAUGUAAUCAAGUCAUUUAGAAUUAACCUCAGUCAGAGAAAUGACCUGCAUCAAACUAAUAUUUUUUAGAGGACCGCGUAUAAAAGUCGGACUUGUGGUCGGUGCAGCAUUCAGCUCCUGCAGAUGUUUCCAUGCUGAACAAGUAAGACAUGAAUCCAGCGGACUUCCGAUUGUUCAUCACAGCAAGUAUGUGUGCGACCUCCCACCCAACCACAGGUUCCCAAUGGGCAAGUUUCCCCAGGUUUUAAACUGUUUAAUCAAAGAUCAAGUCAUCACAGAGAAACAGGUGUGGGUCCCUGAAAUUGCCUCUAAAGAUUUACUCAGCUGUGUGCACACUGAGGAAUAUUUAAACAACUUCAUAAAUGGGAAAAUAAAUGAGCAAGAACAAAGGAGGACAGUUUUCCCCUGGAGUGAAGGCAUAGUGAGACGCUGUCGAUAUGAAACAGGUGGAACUGUUCUGGCUGCUCAAGUCGCUCUGCAGAGGGGUUUGGCCUGCAGCACAGCAGGAGGAACCCAUCAUGCUUUUCCAAGCUAUGGUUCAGGGUUUUGUCUCCUUAAUGACUUGGCAGUUGCAGCCAAAUACCUGAUUGGCACCUCCUCCCCGAAAAAGAAGGUUUUAAUUGUGGAUCUAGACGUACAUCAGGGAGACGGCACUGCUUUCAUUUUUAAAGAUGAGCCGUAUGUGUUUACAUUCUCAGUGCACUGUGGGAAAAACUUCCCCCUUCGUAAACAACAGAGUGAUCUAGAUGUCAGCGUGGAGGAUGGGCUGGAAGACAAGGAUUACCUGUCCACAGUGGAGGCCCACCUCCCCUGGCUGCUGGAGACCUUUCGUCCAGACCUGGUUCUGUAUGACGCAGGUGUCGACCCUCAUUGGGAAGAUGAACUCGGGAGGCUCCGUCUGACUGACCAAGGGCUGUAUCAGAGGGAUCUGUACGUGAUGAAGACUGUGGUGAGCAGAGGUGUUCCUGUGGCUGCUGUUAUCGGAGGAGGAUACUCCAGAGACAUCAACAAAUUGGCCCUCAGACACUCCAUCGUGCACAGAGCAGCCACUCAGGUUUGGAGGGAGUGUGGAAUGUAAAACCAUCAUGCCCCAAACCAAGAGGACCCUCAGAACCUACCUGGUGCUUGAUCUUUUUGAGCCAUACUGAUGCCAUAUUAAAGGAAUACUAACCCUACUUAAGUGACCCUUGUAUAUCAAUUACCCACCCCCUGUUAUGUUGAAUUUAUGAGGAAAACUUUUCUCUUGCUUGCCUCUGGUGAACGAAGAACCCAAAAAUGGAGAAAGUUUGUAAUUAAUUGAAGUAAGUGGGGGCCGUGUUUAACAACAACUAAUCUAUACCAAAACAUCUGUUUACAAACUCUCACACAUUUGUUUAGUAUAAUCCUAAGUCUUAUUUAUCCAGUCAUAUGCUCAUUACUUCCCAAAUACAUUUAUUUUCACUAAAACCGUACUAUUUAAAACUGAGCUGAAAGUUUAACUUAUCUAGCUCUCUUCAAAGCCAGACUCCAUUGACAAAAACAGUAAUUUUAUGACACUGAACACAGGAGCUGCUGGUCUACCGCUGCCUCGAACAGCUUUGUUUUAUUGUGUGACUGUUUCCUAGGGUAAGUUCUGAUUCACCAAUGUCACACAGCAACAAAAACGAACUACCUAUUGAGGCAGUGGUAGACCAGCAGCUGCUGUAUUUGAUGAGGUAAAAAUAC